Molecule: messenger RNA, 972 nt
Organism: Neoarius graeffei (lesser salmon catfish)
Lineage: Eukaryota; Metazoa; Chordata; Actinopteri; Siluriformes; Ariidae
Product: hydroxycarboxylic acid receptor 2-like
Exons: 1
Coding region: 1-972 (323 amino acids)
Biological process (GO): G protein-coupled receptor signaling pathway
Cellular component (GO): membrane
Molecular function (GO): G protein-coupled receptor activity
Source: RefSeq, a predicted model, not a curated record
AUGUCAAACUCCUCGGUUUGUUGUGCUUUUGAGUCCUCCAUCUUAAUCCAAGUCCUACCCCCUGUACUUCUUAUAGAGUUCAUUUGUGGCCUUACAGGGAAUAUUUUGGCCCUCUGCAUGUUUGCUUUCCACACAGACAGCUGGAAGCCGAACUCCAUCUACCUGGCACAUCUGACUGUGGCGGACUCAGUGGUGCUGUUCUGCCUGCUAUUCAGAGCUGACUACUAUCGCAGGGGCCAAAACUGGGUCUUCGGAGAUGCCUUCUGCCGCAUCCUGCUCUUCCUCCUGGCAGCAAACAGGGCUGCUGGCAUCUUCUUCCUCACCGCCGUGGCUGUGGACCGCUACCUGAAGAUCGUGCACCCACUACAUCGCAUAAAUCGGAUGAGCCUGAGCUACGCUAUGUGGGUCUCUGCAGGCCUAUGGGCAAUUAUUGUAGCUAUGACAGGACACUUGCUGGGCUCGCCACACUUUUUCAGUGUUGGCAACCACACCCAGUGUGAGAGCUUCAAUAUAUGCUUGGACAACAGUCCACUAUCAGUCUGGCACAAUGCCUUCUAUGUGCUCCAGUUCUGUGUGCCAGGCGGCAUCAUCGUCUUCUGCACGAUCUGCAUUGCAUGGCAGCUGAAAACCAAGACAAUGGACAGCACAGGCAAGGUCAAGAGGGCCGUCCAGUUCAUUUUAAUUGUCGCCAUGGUCUUCCUUGUCAGCUUCUUCCCAAGCACUGUCUCACGGGUUGCUGUUUGGAUCCUGAAGGCCUGGUACAAUGAGUGUGUACACUUCACUGAGGCAAAUCUGGCAUUUUAUACUUCAGUCUGCUUCACCUAUUUCAAUAGUAUGCUAAACCCUCUGGUUUACUACUUUUCCACUCCUGCAAUGAGUGGGGUCGUACAGAAAUAUAUCAGAAGACUCUUGGGGCAGAAAGAAGAGGUGGCUCCAGGGAACAAAAGUGUGUCUACAGUAGCAAGUGAAUAA